Messenger RNA from Trichomonas vaginalis G3, 303 nucleotides. RefSeq lists its product as uncharacterized. NCBI's taxonomy places the organism in Eukaryota, Parabasalia, Trichomonadida, Trichomonadidae. The transcript has a single exon. The record is from RefSeq and is a predicted model, not a curated record. The coding region runs from base 1 to 303 and encodes 100 amino acids.
AUGUCUAGCGAUUUCGCUAUCUAUAUUCGAGACAAACUUUUUGACAGCAAAACAUCUGUCGACCAUAAAAUCUUACAUAGUGUAAACAAGAAAGGUGAAUUUGUUCUAAAGUUCUGUUUCUGGGAAUAUGACAAGAACCAUAAAACAUUAAGCAGAGAAGUCUUAAAAUUUGUCAAUGACAGACUUGUUGACAGAGAUGACGCCUCUUGGAGAGAUGAAGUCCAACAAAACUUCUUAGAAUGCAAAGAAGACACAUGCGCUGUUCUUGAAGAUGAAAUAAAAAAACAGAAUAUGAGCUAUUAA